AUGGAUAAAAUUCAAAAAUAUAUAUUAAAAAAAAAAACUAGAAAAUAAAACUAAAUAUAUAAAGCCCUUAGUAAGCUUUAUAAAAACAGAAAGUACAUCAUAAGGGAAAUAUAUUAAACAGAGAAAAAUUAUGUGGAAGACUUAAAGAUGAUUUGUGAAUUGAUUGUCGAUAAAUAUACAUAAUAAUAUGGAAUCGAAGAGUCGAAAAAAUUGUUUUCAAAUAUCAAAGAAAUCGUUGCAGUUAAUGAAUGGUUUUUUGAUAAGUUGACUGAAAGAAUUUAAUCAGAAAAUCAGAAAUACUAAAAGAAUUAUAAAUUAUAGAUCGAAUUGAAGGAUCAAUUUGGACACGAAAACAGUUAAUUGUUCUAUUUUCAAAAUUAAGAGAAUUUAUUGUCCAAAUUUGAAUGCUAUUAUUUGUAUUGCGAAAGAUAUAGCACUAUCAAAAAUUUACUUAUUAAAAUGAAAAAUGAAAAUGAAAACUUUAAAUAAUUUCUAAUGGAAGCAGAAAAAAACCCAUUAAUGAAAUCCAAUCAAUUGGAUGAUUACUUGAUUAAGCCAAUUCAAAGAUUACCAAAGUACAUAUUACUUCUAAAAGAUUUGAAAAAGAACACUCCAACUUAAACCAGCAAUUCUUUGUUUAAUGGCCUCGAUUACAUUUAACAUCCUGAUUAUGAGAAUAUUUGUAAAUUAUUAAAUGUCUUUGAGAAGAUCAAUGAUAAAAAUAAUGAAAAGAUUGGUGAAUUUUAAAAUCUAUAAAAAAUGAUAGAUAUACAAAAGCAAUAUGGAAGUGCUAAGUUAAUUAUUAAUAACAAUAAAAGAGUGUUUGUUUUGGAGGAAAAUCUUGAAUACUAUGUGAAUGCUUAUUAAAAAAAAAACAUUUAAUUGUUGUGCUUUAGCGAUGCUAUUUUAUUAAUUGAAUUUGAGUACUCUCUAUUUGGUACAAAAUAGAAAUGUAUCGCAAUGAGUGAAUUUUCAUUGGCCUCUGAAUUCAAUAAAAUCAAUUCCUAAUAAGGACUAUUGUUCAAAGUAACAACCAAAUAGAAGGUAUUCAUUUUUAUAGCAAAUGAUACUAAAUAAUUAAAUAAGAUAGAGAAACUACUUAAAAUUACUAUUGCAACAUUUAUUCAAGAAAAAAAGAAUAUGCUUGAUGAAAGUGGAGGCAAUACAGAUACUACUUGGGAUUAAUUAUAAAUAUAAGUAAGAGUUGAAGGAACAGAAGAAUAUAAUUAAGCAUCCCUUCAAAAUUACAUAGUUUACAUUAUGAAGAUCUAAUUGAAAGACAUAGAAUGGAAAAUAUAUUUGAGAUACUCACAGAUUUCAGCAAUAUAUCAAUAUAUUAAAAAGAGUGAUUCAGGCAAUAAUGUGUUGAAAUUAUAAAAAAGUAAUUGGCUAUAAAUUCAUAAUAAUAAAUACUUAGAUUCUCUUAAAAUUAAUAUAGAAGGAUUUAUUCAAAGUAUCUUUCAAUGGAAAAAUUUUGAGAAAUAUAAAAAGAAAAUUCUAAUAAAAUUAGGUCUUCCUACAAACUUUAAUAUUUUACCAAAAUUUAUGGGAGACCAGAAUGAAUAAAAAUUUACAAGGAAUCAAUCGUUGAUUAAUGAAAACCAAGAUUCGAUUGAUAUUUUAGCUGAAAAGUUAAAUUAACAAUUCUUAGAAGAAUUAAAGAUUUCACAUAUGUUAAAAUCUUAUAUCAUUUAAUCAGAUGAGAAAACUGUCUCAUUUAAUAUCAAAGUGAUUUUACCUAGAUGUUUAUAAGUAAAGGAAGAGAUCAUCAAUGAUCCUAGCAGUAAAGUAGAAAGUUGGAUAAUUAAUAAGAUAACAAAGCUGGGUGAAAUCAUAGUAAAGAUUGAUAAUUUAACCAAAGCAAUGGAAAUGUGUGAAAUUAUUGCCAAAGCUAUAUAACUUUCAGAGUUUUAUGAUUUUCGAUUAUUCGUAACUGAUUUAAGAGGAAAUAGAAGAUCAUUGGAAAACAAUUAAAUUGUUUUACAAUCAGUGCCAGCAGACAAAAAUAUAUUUCCUAAUUAGAGUUUGAAAAUCUUCACAUUAUUUGAUGAGCCUUAUCGACUUGAAUUCUGUAAGUACAUAUACUUUCCCUAAACUAUUGAGUCAUAUUUAUACAAGUAAGAUGAAACCAGGUUAAAAUUGCUGGUGGAAGAGUUUUUAAAGGAAGUCAAACUUGCUCAUUUAACUCCAAAACUAUACUCAAUGAUUUAUGCUUUAUACAUUAUAAUUUAUAAAGAGAGUGAAUUUUUUUAAAAGCAUAGUAAUGUUUUGGAUAAGGAAAUUAUGAGCACACUUAUUCUUUCCUAUAUUCGAAAAUCACAAACAGAUUAAACUUGGAAUGUAAUUAUUUGUUUUAUUAAAUUAGACUUUGGUGAAAUAGUAGUUGAAAUCAAUAUACCCUGAGAUUAGAAAUCUUGUUAGAUAAAAUGAGAAAUUGUGUGUUGAAUAACAAUUGGAUUUGAAAUAACACUAGAUUUUCACAAAUAUCUAAAAUUUGGCUAGGAUUUCAAUGAUUAAUUUAGCUUAUCAAACACCUAUUUGGGGAAUCAUGACCUUCUAUGUUGGGAUCAAUAUCACGGAAGAACCAAAUAAGAUUUUAAAAACAAUUUUAUAAAAUGAAUUGCCUAAUCUCUAUAUAGGUAUAUCAUAUAAUAAAUUCUAACUGUUAAGUCCUGGAAGAAAGAAGGUGCUUUACUCUUCUAACUUAGCUCAAAUCACUAAUAUUACUGUGGAACCAAUCUAUAUAUCCAUUUAAAUAGAAAAUUUUCUUAAUGAUAAUGAAAAUUUAUGUAUUAUGUUGAAAUUCAAAACAAUUGAAGGAUACAAAAUAUCAACUUUAAUUAAAGAAUAUCAAAAUCUAAAUUAAUAAUACCCUUAAUUAUCAUAAAUCAUAAAAAUUGAGAAUUGA
Paramecium octaurelia is the source of this 2908-nucleotide messenger RNA. Lineage: Eukaryota; Ciliophora; Oligohymenophorea; Peniculida; Parameciidae. The record is from the annotation of a GenBank genome assembly.